Synchiropus splendidus (mandarinfish) is the source of this 1645-nucleotide messenger RNA. It is a transcript of the gene irag3a, whose product is annotated as inositol 1,4,5-triphosphate receptor associated 2. The coding region runs from base 112 to 1302 and encodes 396 amino acids. Gene Ontology annotation, cellular component: endoplasmic reticulum membrane. Lineage: Eukaryota; Metazoa; Chordata; Actinopteri; Syngnathiformes; Callionymidae. The transcript has 12 exons. The record is from RefSeq and is a predicted model, not a curated record.
GGGAUUACACUUGUAGACUGAAGUAUUUUGCCGUGGUCUCCUGGAUCUUCAGAGAAAUUGACAGUCCCAGCAGCAGCCGUUGCUCAAAUAGCAGGGCAACAAAAGACGUCCAUGUCUGAGACCAAUGGCCCUGCGAUCGGACAAUCCUGGGCCUCCAGCGAUGACAGCGAAGAAGAACCAAAGAAGCUGGAGCCGAUGUCGACGAGCUGGAACGAGCUGUCCAUCAUCGAGCGAGUUGGCCUGAACAGCGCGGAGAUGUCAGAAGCCGAUCUGGAGGCAAGAACAAUGGCUGGCCGUCAAACUCUUUCAAAGCUUUGGCUGUUCUCUGCAGUGUGGACGUUGCUCUUCCAGGCCGCCUUCUCGCAGAUCGCCAUGGCCUUCCGCUGCGACCAGUACACUCUGAAGCAGCGGCUGCAGGCAGAAGAGCACGCCCGCAACCUGGCGGAGGAGAACAUCCAGCUGGAGCUGUCCCGAGGCAGAGAGACUCUGGAGACUCUCAAAGGUCUUUGUUUGGACAGCAAGCGCAGCAAGAUCCUGCAGCGCUUGGAACUUUCUCUGGACAUUCUGGCGGGUACAGUGGAACGGAUCUCGAGCACGGCCGAGGUGCUGGGUGCUGUUCACCAGGAGGCGAGAGUCAGUCGGGCAGUGGAGCUGAUGGUGGCCCAUGUCCAGAACCUGAGAAGGAGCCACCACCGACACAAGACGGAACUGCAAGAGGCCCAGAAGACAAUCCAGCGUCAGAGCUCUUGCAGAAACCUCCCGCGAAACUCGGACUCUCCAGAUCUGCUGGACAGUGACACAGUGAAAGAGAAUUUCAAGCCGAACUGCAGCCGUCGACGGGUCAGUGUUUCGUUGCUGCCCAAUCAGAUCCAGGAGAAAGUGAAGCAGAAUCCUAAAAAGCCUCCCACCACUGACGGCUCAACGUGUGGCUCAGUUUCCAGCUGCAAGGACGACAGCUGUCCAACGGAGAGCAGGCUCACAGGUUCAGCUGAAGCAGCAGCUCGGCCUCCAGACUCUUGUCCCAAUCCGGGGAAAGUCGUGACUCCCAGAAAGAUCCACCACAAAAGUGUUCCGGCCGAGGCUCUACGGCACAGACACAGGAACAAACCCACUCUGACUAAAAGGAAGGCCGACAAAGACCAGGCCGGUCGCCACGUCCCCGUGGCACCAGCUGCCUCCGUGUGGAAAAGGCUUCCUCUGUCUCUGCUCCUUUUCUCACUCCUUGUGGGGAUGACACUGGUCUGUCUUUUGUGGAAACAUCACCUGGACGCUCUCGAACCCGGGGAACCUGUUGUCACCUGAAUGGAUGAGUUGCCGGGCGCUGGAGACGACACUUCUCAUUUUGUUGCUGUUGUCUGUUGCUGUGUGUGAAGUGUGGGACGGAGGUCAAUUUGGUACCCCCAUCUAUGUAUAUAUAUAUAUAUAUCGAUAUAUAACAUGGCAUUUACAGUUCAUGGGAGCGGGUGUGUAAUUCGACCACUAGGUGGGGCUAUGAUGCACAGGUGCUGUCGCUUCGUCAUCAGUCUGUGACGACACCUGGUGAUGGGCGGCUGAACUUGUCAGUGGUCUUUGUGCAGGUGAACCCCUGACACACGCUGACCACCCAGGAAGACGAGUGGUCUGGAGAUGCAGUCCCGCAUCUUCA